Aureobasidium pullulans EXF-150 is the source of this 1024-nucleotide messenger RNA. RefSeq lists its product as uncharacterized. Bases 144 to 818 code for a protein of 224 amino acids. The transcript is spliced from 2 exons. The record is from RefSeq and is a predicted model, not a curated record. NCBI's taxonomy places the organism in Eukaryota, Fungi, Ascomycota, Dothideomycetes, Dothideales, Saccotheciaceae.
GACUCGCUGCAUCUCUGCCCGGCUGUGCAAUUCUCUCCCUCGAACAAACACGCGACAACCUUAGCGACUUCUUCGCUAUUCCGAGACACUCGAGCUUCAACGACAGCAUUCACCACGGAUCUUCUCACACACACAAGACAACCAUGGGCGUGAUCAAGACAUUGUCAAAGCUCACUGCAUACGGCACAGUAGCAGGAGCAGGAGGAUGGGCUCUCUACACGAGAAAGUCCAGCUUCGUGCCCAUGUCGUCCAACGACUACAUCUAUAACACGACUUUCUUUGCUCGCAACAACCCCGAUCAGAACCCCACAAUGAGCGACUUGUGUGUGCGUAAGGUGCCGCUGAGCCAGAUCAAGCCGGAAUACCUUGAGAAGGAGGGCAAGCUGGUUGAGAAGUUCUGCGCUGGCGUGUGGGGAGGUCUCGGCUACGCAUACCAACGCCAAUACUUGGAAAAGAAGUACCGCGAUGCCGACACAGAAAGCCAGUUAUGGGACACCAAAGCUUUGCAAGAGUCUGAGUACCCCGUAGGCACCCAGAUCACCGACCACUUCGAGGUCCUUACCAAGACUCCCGAAUCCAUCAUCGUGCGCUGCGGUGAUUCACCCCGCAAGAUGGAAGUCAGACCCAGCGAUGGACUGUUUGAGAUGAGAGCAGAGAUCAAGGAGGCCGAGGGUGUUGCUGAGUUCCAGCUGAAGAGCGUCUUUUACCAAGGACUCGGUAAGGCAACUGGCAAGCCCAUGCCGCCACACAUCGAGUUCUUGCACAGACAAUAUACCAAGUUGUGGAUGGAGACUGCCAUCAGCAAUGUUACGCGAUAGCUCAAUCGAAAAAGGCCAUGAAAAUAAGAGCUAGUUAAAAAUGCUGUGAAUCAGACGCCUUUUUAAGAAUUGAAAAGCAUAAACAUGUUUGUAGCUGAAAUCCAAAGACAGAGCAAACAAUCAAUGACCAAAUCGGCAACUGCGUCCACAGCACGUGAAAGCGCAAGCAAAAACGCGUCAUGGGCCAAAGCUUUGCUUCCAGUGGU